Molecule: messenger RNA, 1662 nt
Organism: Rhinolophus ferrumequinum (greater horseshoe bat)
Lineage: Eukaryota; Metazoa; Chordata; Mammalia; Chiroptera; Rhinolophidae
Gene: LTB
Product: lymphotoxin beta
Exons: 4
Coding region: 769-1494 (241 amino acids)
Biological process (GO): immune response
Cellular component (GO): membrane
Molecular function (GO): tumor necrosis factor receptor binding; CD40 receptor binding
Source: RefSeq, a predicted model, not a curated record
ACCAUUCAUUUCAGGGAUGCUGCUUGGUGGUGCUUAUUCAUUUGUCCUUUCUUCACUUGUUCAUAAACAUUUAGUCACACCUACUAAAUGGAUGGGGCUCAUUCUGGACUGCGAAGCUCUUGGAGGGCCUGCCUCACCGCCCUCCUGUCUGCUCUCUGUACCAAGGGACGUGAUGCUCAUUCCAUCCCUCCUCAGGAGGCAGUAGUCUGUGGUGAGGCAGACUCCCUUCAGCUGCCAUCACUGUGGACUCAGCUCUGGGUCUAGGGGCGAGCACGGGAAUGGAGGAGGAGGUCAGUCCAGUGUAGGGAUAAGUUCUUCUCAGGGACUCGGACAUCCAUCCCUCAAGACCCCAGUUCUUGACCUCGGGGAUGUGGAUGCAACCCUCUCUCUAGCACCCACCUUGGGGGUAUAGAAGGAUUCAGAUUGCACUGAAAAUCAGGAGUUCUGUGUUCUUGUUGCAGCUUUGCUGCCUGAUUUUCUGCAAGCUACCUGCCCUGCCUGGGCCUCAGUUUCCCUCCCUAUUGAGCCAGGUCUCUAAAGCUCCCUCCAGAUCUACCCUGAGAAACUAUCUCUUCACCCCAACUCCUUCCCUAGUUCAGAGAACCCAGGCAUCCAGCUGCCCCGCCCCAGCUCUGGGUAAACAGGAAGCUGGGUGAGGGGAGCAGGGGUGUGUGGAAAGUCCCAGCCAGGUGUGUGCGUCUAUGGGGAGGGGGUAGCCCCACCCCUGAGAUAUGAAAGCCCCCCUGCCUGGGCCCUGGCUCAGUUUCCAUGGGGGCACUGGGGCUGGAGGGCUGGGGGAGGAGGCACCAGGGGAAAGGCUGCCUCCUGCUGGCUGUGGCAGGAGCCACUUCCCUGGUGACCCUGCUGCUGGCUGUGCCUAUCACUGUCCUGGCUGUGCUGGCAGUGGUGCCCCAGGAGCAGGGAGGACUGGUAACAGGGACCACUGAGCCGGGGGCACAGGCACAGGCCCAGCAGCGAUUGGGGUUCCAGGAGCUGCCAGAGCAGGAUGCAGAAACAGAUCCCAGCCCCAAGCUCCCGGCUGCCCACCUCAUAGGCGCUUGGACGCAGGGGCAGGGGCUGGGCUGGGAGACGAAGAAAGAAGAGGCGUUCCUGAGAAGCGGGACACAGUUCUCCCGCGCGGAGGGGCUAGCCCUCCCGCGGGACGGCCUCUAUUACCUCUACUGUCACGUCGGCUACCGAGGCCGGGCGCCCCCUGCGGACGGGGACCCCCUCGGCCGCUCGGUCACGCUGCGCAGCCGGCUGUACCGGGCGGGGGGCGCCUAUGGACCCGGGACUCCGGAGCUGCUGCUCGAGGGCGCCGAGACGGUGAGCCCAGCCUUGGACCCCGCCCGGAGACUCUGGUAUACAAGCGUGGGGUUCGGCGGCCUGGUGCAGCUCCGGAGGGGCGAGAGGGUGUACGUCAACAUCAGUCACCCGGAUAUGGUGGACUACAGGAGAGGGAAGACCUUCUUUGGGGCUGUGAUGGUGGGGUGAUGCCCGCCCCGUGUCCCGGGGAAAACGACUGCAUGGUGGGAGUGUGUGAAUCAGCCCAGAUAUUGGGGACCCAGAUACCAGGAACCCUGUGACUGUGGGAAAAUGUAGGAGACUGUUUGGAAACUGAUUUUGAGCCUGAUGAAAAUAAAGAAUGCGAAGUUGUAGAGU